This is a messenger RNA of Rhododendron vialii, 949 nucleotides long. Its product is annotated as casparian strip membrane protein 2-like. The transcript has 3 exons. Bases 67 to 714 code for a protein of 215 amino acids. NCBI's taxonomy places the organism in Eukaryota, Viridiplantae, Streptophyta, Magnoliopsida, Ericales, Ericaceae. The record is from RefSeq and is a predicted model, not a curated record.
CACACCCCUCUCUCUCUCUCUCUCUCUCUCUCUCUCUCUCUCUCUCUCUCUCUCUCUCUCUCGAAAAUGGCUGAUUCAACGAGGGUCGACGUUGCAGAUACAGAAACGACGAGCAGAGAAGCAAAGGGAAAAGCUCCUCUUUUGGCAACUCCUCCCGGGCUAGUUGCCAAAGGUAUGGCUGCAUUAAGGGGGCAUGAGGAUAACAGAGGAGGGUAUAAGAGGGGGAUUGCAAUAUUGGACUUUGUUUUAAGGCUAAGUACGCUUGCGCUUGCCAUAGCUGCAACAGCUAUAAUGGGGACUACUGAUCAGACUCUCCCCUUCUUCACUCAAUUCUUCCAGUUUCAAGCCAGCUACGACGAUCUACCGGCUUUCCAGUUUUUCGUGGUGGCAAUGGCAAUAGCUUGUGUCUACCUUGCCCUCUCCAUUGCUUUCUCCAUUGUUUGUAUAAUCCGACCACAUGCAGUGGGACCAAGGUUGCUCCUUAUCUUCUUCGACAUAGUGACGCUUGUUUUGACCACUGCAGCUGCUGGAUCAUCCGCGGCCAUAGUUUACUUGGCUCACAAUGGGAAUUCAAGCGCGAACUGGCUAGCGAUAUGCCAGCAAUUCGACAACUUCUGCCAGAAGACCAGCGGAGCCGUGGUGGCAUCAUUCGUUGCGAUGGUUGGCUUCAUGUUCUUGGUAGUGUUAUCUGCUGUUGCUCUGAAAAGACAUUAAGAAGAUAUGGAGCCGAAUCGAUCGCAUGAGUUGGUUUUGGCGGUCCAUAAUUGUGCUUUAUCAUUUGCAUGUGUUUGUUUCAAAGUUCUAUUUGCUAAUGUGGGAUGGGUGAAAAAGAAACGAGGAUGAAGUGUAAUUUGCUUUAGUUUUCGUACCAAGUGUGCAAUAGAGGAAUUGUAUUUGACCUUGUUAAGAAUCGAAUAAUAAGGGAUUGUGUGAUGCAGUUUUUACUUUA